Molecule: messenger RNA, 2134 nt
Organism: Egretta garzetta (little egret)
Lineage: Eukaryota; Metazoa; Chordata; Aves; Pelecaniformes; Ardeidae
Gene: GTPBP6
Product: GTP binding protein 6 (putative)
Exons: 9
Coding region: 435-1703 (422 amino acids)
Cellular component (GO): cytoplasm
Molecular function (GO): ribosome binding; GTP binding
Source: RefSeq, a predicted model, not a curated record
CAAGUCAUAAAUCAGUGUAGGUCCUUUAUGAAUAAGUACCAGUGAAGUUAGCAGCAGGAUAUGCUGUAUUAGUAAUGCUUUAAAUAUUGCCGCAAAACACCAAGGAGUUAAUCACGUGGUUUUGUGCUUAUCUAAAAUAACAGAAUUUAUUUUCCAACCAGUUACUCAGUUCACUUGUUAAGGCAAAAAGCUUGGUAACUUCUUUGACAAUACAAUUAAAAAUUAUUCUAAAUCAACAACCAUGGAAAUUUGUACUGGCAGAAAGAUGCUUUGUGUGGUAAAAUUGCAUUAAACUAGAGGUUUAAUUAUUCUGAUUAGAGGUAAGACAUUUUGCUCUUUGCGCUACUCGUUAAAAUAAAUACCCUAGUAGAAUUUCAGUGUAGCUUAGUCUUUCACUGUUCAUGCACCUACUGUAGCUAUUGGAAAUCUGAGUAAUGUUAUGUUGGUAUAUUAUAAUCUUUUUUCUUUUUUUUCCUAAAGCUGAAUUACAGAUUGCUGAAGCUGUUGCUCUUGUAGAUACCCUUCAGAACUGGACGGUUUUAGAUAAAAUAAUUAUUCCUACAAAAAAUCCUGACAAGAAGUUUAUUUUUGGCAAAGGAAACUUUCAGGUUUUGACAGAAAAGAUUAAAAAAUUGCACCAUGUGACAGCUGUCUUCUUGAAUGUGGAAAGAAUAUCUUCACUAACAAAGAAAGAACUAGAAGAUGCCUGGGGCGUGAAAGUCUUUGACAGAUACACAGUUGUACUUCACAUUUUUCGUUGUAAUGCCCGGACGAGAGAAGCAAAACUUCAGAUAGCGCUGGCUGAAAUUCCACUUCUCAGGUCAAAUCUGAAAAAUGAGGUGUCUCAGCUAGAUCAGCAGAGAGGUGGAUCAAGAUACAUCAUGGGCUCAGGUGAAACAUUCAUGGAGACACAGAUUCGUAUCUUGAAAGAAAAAGAACUUAAGAUUAGGAAUGCCCUGGAGAAACUAAGAAGAAAAAGGUCUUUGCUUAGAACUCAGCGCAGAAAACGCGAGUUUCCAAUUAUCUCAGUAAUGGGCUAUACUAAUUGUGGAAAAACUACCUUGAUCAAAGCUUUGACUGGAGAAGCAGGACUUCAACCCAGAGAUCAGCUGUUUGCCACUCUUGAUAUUACAGCCCAUGCUGGCUACCUGCCCUCACAUAUGGCAGUUAUUUACGUUGACACUAUUGGGUUUCUGACGGAUCUUCCACAUAAUCUGGUUGAGUCCUUUUCAGCUACUUUAGAAGAAGUGGCUUACUCAGAUCUGAUAGUUCAUGUAAGGGAUAUUACUCAUCCGGAAACCGUCCUUCAGAAAGCAACUGUUCUGUCAGUUCUGAAGAAUCUUAAUCUUCCCAGCCAUUUAUUGGACUCGAUGGUGGAAGUUCAUAACAAAGUGGAUUUGACAGAAAGGUAUAAACCCACUGAAGAAAAUGCUUUAGCCAUUUCUGCUCUACAUGGACAUGGUUUAGAAGAGCUGAAAGAAGAAAUAGAGAAAAAAAUUUUGACAGCAACAGGGAAGAAGAUUCUGACAGUUAACGUCAACUUAGAGGGACCUCAGCUAAGUUGGCUCUAUAAAGAAGCAACAGUUCAGGAAGUAGAAGUCAUGCCUGAAGAUGGCACAGCCAGGGUGAAGGUGAUAAUUGGCAAUUCUGCUUUUGGCAGAUACAAAAACCUCUUUCCUAACAGUAAGAUUUUUAUGCCAUGAAACUGCAUCCUUUUCUAGGAAAAGAACCUGAUCUCAUUAAAAGGAUGUGAAAUGAAGUUAAUGACCUGUUAGACUGGGUGUUGAAGAGCAUAUUUCUUCCCUUGUUGAUGUUUUUGAUGCAUUUUAGAAAUGGACACUGUUUCAGAAAACUUCUGUUUGAAGUGCAAAGCUCUUGCUGUUUCCAUUCUGUCAGCAAGUGCAAGGACAGAACUAAAUUUUUGAUGUUAAAACAGUUGUUGGCUCUAAGGUGUGGUCCUCAAACACAUGGAAAUCACUGGAUGGCAGCAUCUGAAUUAACAUUCAGAAAAGUACCAAGUUUUUUAUAUCAUAUAAAUAAAGCUUUUUACCCUAUGUUUCAGAAUAAAGUAAUAUUUAAGGUCCGUGGAGAAAGUUAGUGAACAAAAUGUUGUUGGCUGUAUAUAAAUAAUACA